Messenger RNA from Camellia sinensis, 2744 nucleotides. RefSeq names its product kinesin-like protein KIN-14C. Gene Ontology annotation, biological process: microtubule-based movement. Gene Ontology annotation, molecular function: ATP binding; microtubule binding; microtubule motor activity. Lineage: Eukaryota; Viridiplantae; Streptophyta; Magnoliopsida; Ericales; Theaceae. The record is from RefSeq and is a predicted model, not a curated record.
AUGUCUACUCGUAGCCAAAACAAGCCUCCUCGAAGUCCCUCCAGUAAAAAUAGUAGAAUUGGUGAUUUACAUCUGGAAAAGCGAAGGAAGGUUGGAACUGGAAGAAUGGUUGGAGUGGCGAAUAAUACGGGGCGAGGGAGGCAGCCGUUUUCGUCGGUGAACAAUCGGCAAGAUGCGGCGGCCAAUGCUGGUGAUUUGGCAGGAACUGAGGGUUCGGAGUGUGGGACUGUGGAGUUUACGAAAGAGGAGGUUGAGGCUUUAUUGAAUGAGAAGUUUAAGGGGAAGAAGUUCGAUCUCAAGGGCAAAAUGGAACAAAUGAAUGACCACAUAAGAAAACUUAAGCUCUGUUUAAAGUGGUUUCAAGAAGUUGAAGAAGGCCAUAUCAAGGAAAAGGAAAAGCUAUGUAAUACAUUGGAAUCUGCCGAGAGGAAAUGCACAGAAACAGAGGUGGCUAUGAAAAAAAUGGAGGUGGAAUUAAAUUUACUUAUUACUGAGUUGACCGCGAAAACUACUUUGUUGCAAGAAAAUUUGGCAAAGGAAGAAUCAGAGAAGUUGGAUGCAAUUGAGUGUCAAAGAAGAGAAAAAGAAGCUAAGGUUGUCGCUGAAAAAUUGCAAGCUUCUCUAAAGGAAGAACUUGAGAAGGCUGAGCAGGAGAAAAUCAGUGCCAACCAGAGGGUGACAUCACUAAAUGAUAUGUACAAGAGAUUGCAAGAGUACAACACUAGCUUGCAGCAGUAUAAUAGCAAGCUUCAAACAGACCUUGCAACGACUAAUGAGACCCUCAAACGAGUAGAAAACGAGAAAGCGACUAUAGUUCAGAAUCUCAGCACUUUACGGAGUCAUUAUAAUGCAUUGCAGGACCAAUUGACUGCCUCCAGAGCUUCUCAAGAUGAGGCUGUUAAGCAAAAAGAAACACUCGUGAAAGAAGUUGGUUGCCUCAGAGGAGAAUUGCAACAAGUAAGGGAAGAUCGUGAUCGACAAUUGAUUCAGGUGCAGUCCUUAACUGCUGAAAUUGCAAGAUACAGAGAAAGUACGGGGAAAUCAGUCGCAGAGUUGGAUAACUUGACCCUUAAAUCAAAUGCCCUGGAGGAGACAUGCUCUUCUCAAAGAGAACAGAUACGCAUAUUGCAGCAUCAGUUAGCUGCUGCAACUGAGAAGCUUAAGAUGUCUGAUUUAUCUGCUUUGGAAACAAGGGCAGAAUUUGAAGAGAAAAAGAGAGUUAUGAGCGAAUUACAAGAUCGCCUUGCAGAUGCAGAGCUUCAAUUAAUUGAAGGAGAGAAGUUGCGGAAAAAGCUUCACAACACUAUUUUGGAAUUGAAAGGGAACAUUCGUGUGUUUUGCAGAGUGCGUCCCUUGUUACCUGAUGAUGGCGCUGGAACAGAGACGCCAGUUGUUUCUUAUCCUGCGUCUAUGGAAUCUCAAGACCGAGGGAUUGAAUUGAUACAAAGUGGACAAAAAUAUCCUUUCACAUUUGAUAAAGUGUUCACUCAUGAGACUUCUCAGCAGGACGUUUUUGUAGAAAUAUCACAACUAGUACAAAGUGCUCUUGAUGGAUAUAAGGUCUGUAUAUUUGCUUAUGGCCAGACAGGUUCAGGGAAAACUUACACGAUGAUGGGUAUGCCAGAAGCUCCUGAGAAAAAAGGACUUAUACCUCGUUCAUUAGAACAAAUUUUCCAAACUAGUCAAUUGCUUCAAGCACAGGGUUGGAAAUACAAAAUGCAGGCAUCAAUGCUGGAAAUUUACAAUGAAACUAUUCGUGAUUUGCUAUCAGUAAAUCGGUCAAGUGGCUUAGAUCUGGUGCGCUCUGAAAAUUGUGGCAUGGGAAAGCAGUAUGCCAUUAAGCAUGAUGCAAAUGGGAACACACAUGUAUCUGAUCUUACCAUUGUUGAUGUCUGUAGUAUAAAAGAGGUUUCUUCUCUUCUACAGCAGGCUGCAGAAAGCAGGUCUGUUGGCAAGACACAAAUGAAUGAGCACUCAUCCAGAAGUCACUUUGUUUUUACCUUGCGAAUAUCUGGAGUAAAUGAGAACACCGAGCAACAAGUACAGGGUGUGUUGAACCUCAUUGAUCUGGCUGGCAGUGAAAGACUCUCAAGGAGUGGUGCAACUGGGGACCGACUGAAAGAGACUCAGGCCAUCAACAAGAGUUUAUCUUGCUUGAGUGAUGUCAUUUUUGCAUUGGCAAAGAAAGAGGACCAUGUUCCAUUCAGGAAUUCAAAGCUUACAUAUCUUCUCCAGCCAUGCCUAGGGGGAGAUUCGAAGACCUUGAUGUUUGUCAACAUCUCUCCUGAUCCUUCAUCAUUUGGUGAAUCAAUUUGCUCUCUGAGAUUUGCUGCCAGAGUAAAUUCUUGUGAGAUCGGGAUUCCUCGUCGUCAGACAUCAAUGCGAUCUUUAGAUUCUCGGUUGAGCUACGGCUGAAGCGCUGUAGAGUUGUCCUGUUGUUUGUUUGUCUUGCCACAAUUACAAAAUGUUCUGAAUUUAACUGUUAUGCUUGUGGAUUGUAUCAAUAACUUGGGAUGUGUAGUUUCCAGUUAGUAUUGACUGGUCUUUCAUACUUUUGUCUGCCAACAAUCUCCCAACAUUCUUUCAUGGUGAGAUUGUUGGAAAAUUGAUAGGUUUGAUUGAUAAUUUGUUGACUAAAGUAAUUUUCUUUUCAAUUAACUUGUAAGACCAUCUAGCAUUUUGUAUUUUAAUAUUAAUUUGUGUAAUUGCUUUGGAGCAAAGUCUUUCUUGUGAUGGGUUUGUAA